GAAAACAAAUCAAAUACAACACAAAAAUGGGCUAUUCUAAAUUGAAAAAUGAUGAAGAAAAAGCAAAAGAACAAUUUAAAGGUAAAUCUACAAUGCAGGCAGCUAAAUACAAAGUAGAGGAGGAGGAAGAGAAGAGUGAAGAGGAAGAUGAUAGUGAUGAUAAUAGUGAAGAUGAUAGUGAAGAUGAUAGUGAAGACGAGGAGCAAAUAACUCAUAAGAAUGUACAAGUGGAGUGUCUAGAUGAUUAUGAAGGUGAAUGCGAGGAGGAUUUGUCCUUCAAAAAAGGAGAAAUUUUAUCUAUUAUUAAUACAAGAGAUGAUGGUUGGUGGGAGGCAGAAAAUAAAGAUGGAAAAAGAGGAUUGGUACCUAAAACUUUCCUUAAGGUUAAAAAAGAAAUAAAGAAUAGCCUUUCAUUUUGGGGGGAUAGAAAAUCAAAAAAUAAUGAAGAAAAACAUGAAAAAGUCAAAGAAGAACUUGAAAGAGAUGAUGGUUGGUGGGAGGCAGAAAAUAAAGAUGGAAAAAGAGGAUUGGUACCUAAAACUUUCCUUAAGGUUAAAAAAGAAAUAAAGAAUAGCCUUUCAUUUUUGGGGGAUAGAAAAUCAAAAAAUAAUGAAGAAAAACAUGAAAAAGUAAAAGAAGAACUUGAAAGUAAACUAAAGGUAGCUAGAGAAAAAAGUGAGGAGAAGAAAAAUGAGGAAAGUGAAGAGGAAAGUGAAAGUGUAGAGGAAGAGGAAAUAGAAGAGGAAGAGGAAAGUGAAGAGGAAAAUGAAAGUAAAGAGGAAAAUGAAAGUAAAGAGGAAAAUGAAAGUGAAGAGGAAGAGGAAAUAGAAGAGGAAGAGGAAAUAGAAGAGGAAGAGGAAAGUGGAGAGGAGGAGGAAAGUGAGGAUGAGGAGAAAACAUCUACUGAGGGCUCUUAUAUGGAGGGACUUGUUGAUUUUAAAGGUGAACAGGAGGGGGAUCUGUCAUUUAAACAAGGAGAAAUUUUAACCAUCAUUAGCAGAAGAGUAGAUGGUUGGUGGGAGGCUGAAAAUAAAGAAGGAAAAAGAGGAACUGUACCCAAGACCUUCCUUAAAGUAUCAAAGAGUGAACCGUGAAUAAGUUGUAGAGUUGAUUUUGUAUUGGAAACCCUUGACUAGUGAAGAUGAUAAAAACUGUGUAACAAAUGCAAAUACUUG
This is a messenger RNA of Saccostrea cuccullata (small rock oyster), 1175 nucleotides long. RefSeq names its product glutamic acid-rich protein-like. The transcript is spliced from 11 exons. Gene Ontology annotation, biological process: protein localization involved in establishment of planar polarity. The coding region runs from base 27 to 1094 and encodes 355 amino acids. Gene Ontology annotation, cellular component: cytoplasm; cilium. Gene Ontology annotation, molecular function: protein binding. The record is from RefSeq and is a predicted model, not a curated record. Lineage: Eukaryota; Metazoa; Mollusca; Bivalvia; Ostreida; Ostreidae.